CUACUGAUUUACAGUAUUUGAGUGAUUGGACCCGCCCACAUUUGAUUCACUGACCGACUUGGAAGCUUUUCUUUGGUCGCUGCUCCUGUCAGUCAAAAAGUCACCACGUGGUUGAUAACAACAUCGCCGGGCUGGAGGGGCGGUGGUAGGCCGUGUCAACCAUUACUGUUUCCACGGUCUUGUCAAGCGCGGUUUAAGUUGACGAAUGGGCCAUCCAUUUAGCGCUUCAAAACGGUACUGUUAUCGUAACACAUUCCGAGCUCAAAGGGUAACUUUUGGUAGUAUUGGGAAGAUUAGCCCCGGCUGGCUGAGCAACAGUUAGCCUCCAUUCCAGAAGAAGUGUAAGGAGCUUCUCGCGACUCUGACGGAGAGCAAGCCCGCCUGUUGGUGGUCAUGGCUUCGGGCGGUAACUCGGCGGCCACCUCCAGUCCUAUGGUAGUCCUGGCGCCCAAGACUAAGACGAAAAAGAAACACUUCGUUCAGCAGAAGCUCAAAGUGCUCCGAGCCAGCGACCCUGUCCAAAGUGUCUUUAUGUGGGGCGUUAAUCACUCGAUAAACGACCUCAACCAGGUACCAGUUCCUGUCAUGUUACUCCCUGAUGACUUUAAGGCCAACACUAAGAUUAAAGUUAAUAAUCACCUCUUUAACAAAGAAAAUCUUCCUGGACAUUUUAAAUUUAAGGAAUACUGCCCUCAAGUCUUCAGAAAUCUAAGGGAGAGAUUCGGUAUUGAAGAUCUGGACUACCAGGUGUCAUUGACUCGUUGCCCUCCGAUAAGGAGCGUUGAUGACCGUGGAGAGGGUCUGCUCCUUAACUCCUAUGACCGCACAUUGAUUGUCAAGCAAAUCUCCAGUGAGGAUGUAGCAGAUAUGCACAGCAUCCUGUCGGAGUAUCACCAGCACAUAGUGAAGUGUCACGGUAGCACCCUGCUACCACAGUUCUUGGGAAUGUACCGGGUCAGCGUGGAGAGUGAGGAGACGUACCUGAUUGUCAUGAGGAACAUGUUCAGCCACAGACUGGUGGUACACAGGAAAUAUGACCUGAAGGGUUCUAUGGUGGAUCGUGAAGCAAGCGACAAAGAACGGGGUAAAGAACUUCCCACCUUUAAGGACAUGGACUUCAGGAACAACAUGCAGAAGGUGUACGUCACAGAGGAGCAGAAAGAAAAGUUAAUGGAGAAACUAAACCGGGAUGUGGAGUUCCUAGUAAAGCUGAAGAUCAUGGACUACAGCUUGCUGCUCGGUAUCCAUGAUAUCGGCCGAGCUGAGAGGGAGGAGGAGGAAGGAGAGGAGGUUUCCAACGAGGAAGACCAGGAGGCAGAGAAUGGCUUGACGUCAGGCCCUGCUGUAGGAUCUUUUGGCACCUCUCCAGAGGGAAUAGCUGGUUACAUGUCCUCCUGCAAACCUCUUGGACCCGGAGAGUUUGACCCUUAUGUAGAUGUAUACGCUCUCAGCAGCUGCACAGGAGCCCCUCAGAGAGAGGUCUAUUUUAUGGGCCUGAUUGAUGUAUUGACUCAGUACGACACGAAAAAGAAGGCAGCUCACGCAGCCAAAUUUGUCAAACAUGGGGCAGGUGCUGAAAUCUCCACUGUACACCCCGAGCAAUAUGCCAAACGAUUCCGCGACUUCAUCGCUAAAAGUUUUGCAUAAAAUUCAGCUGCAAACACUCAGAACUUCUCACCAUUGACCAAAAACAGUGUGCGCACAGGACAUAUUUUUAACUUGUUAAUAUGAGGAAAGACUACUUCCAAUGUGUGGAUAUGUAGUAAACUUCAUAUUCAUAUAUUUAUUUUCAAAAUUUCUUCUAGAUCAUCAGCUAUAAUGAUGUUGAAUAAUGUUCAAUGUAUUAGAACAGAUCAGAACAUACUUUUUCCUUUGCUGUUCUUGGAAUCACCUUACUCCCUUACUGACACUAGGAAGAAAAUAUAAUUAUUUUAUAAUUUAAAGUAACCAAUUGGCAAAUGUCUUUAUUGAGCAUGCUCAGAAGGCUGUCCUUUCUCACAUAUCCAUUUGCAACACUAGAGGACAGUAUUGCUUAGUUUAGUUAGAUUCAAUUUUGCAUUUAACACAUGAAUGGGGUAACUGCCCCCUUGUUAUCAUAUCAUAAUCAUACACAUUCACAACUCUUACAUCUCAAUCAUGAAGGCAUAUCUUAGCUUGAACUAAUCCAACCUACUGCAGAUUUAAAAUUAUUAUUUUGAGCUCUUUCUUUUGUAGCACACACAGUAGACAUGAAGGCAUUUCUUAUUUAAUUCUCAGUGAGAAAGCUAAUUAAAUGACUUUGUAGUCUGAAAUGGAGAUUAGAUAUUGUUGAAAAAAGUUUGGCUAAACUAUCAGUGAGUGCAAACUGUACAAGCACAAUUUCCACUUGAUGUACAACAAAUGUGAGCAAGUGCAAAAGAAAAAUAGAAUUUGGCAGGACUACAAUGCAAAUUAUUUAAAGGAACAGAGGAGUAUGAUUGAAUUGAAUAUUUAUUGAAUGAAUGAAAAACAUAUCAGUAGAUAUUGUUUCUAUCUCUUGGCUGCUAUAAGCCUGGACAGUAGAGCAAACCUUCACCAUUCAUUUAACCAUAGUGUAAUGCAAGUAUUCAUAUGAGAAGACAGCCUGAAUAUUAUUUACUUGGAUUAAUUCAAGAUGCUAUAAUGUUUUUGUGCAUUGUAGGUAUAAAAUCUAGUUAUAGAACUGUUGUUUGUGAAUUGUAACUUUUUCUGAUUUAGUGACAAAUGUUUCUAUAGUGCAGUAGUGUAAAGCAGUGAGCCUUAACACAAUGCAGCAUUCCAAAAACUGGCAUGGCAGUGUUCAUUACACUCUGAGGCCUCAUUCUCGAUGAUUGAUUGCACAUGUUGUAUUUUUGCAAAUCAGCAUUUUGACCAAAAUAUAUUUUACAAAAAAAAAUGCCUGGAAAGUGUUUAUUUAGUUCUUGUUUUGAAUCAAAUUUGCCUUUUGAAGUAAAAGGUAAUCGGGUCAGGUAUUGUGUAUGCUGUAAGGUAUUGCGUGAAGUUUGAGAUCAAGCUUUGGAGGUCAGGGACUGUUAUUUGUUUGACUUGUGUCAUAAGAUACAAUUGUGCUGACUGGUUCCUUCCUGUCAAAGGAGAGAAGACAGAACAUGCUGACUGCUAGAACUCUCUCAUCACUGGCCCACACAUUAGGUUGGAGGCAGGAUGAGUGGGCUGGUUGAAGGGGUCAAAAAGUCAAAAAAUGCUGACAUUUUCAGAGACAUACUAGGAACACUGUUCAUUAAUCAGGGCAAGUUCUAGCCAACAUAAAUGCUCCUGUGUUUUUGCUUUAUGACUCAUGACCUUUACUGACUACAGUGGGUAUAGAAAGUCAACAGAUGACAAAAUGGAAACUUUUCCUAAAAAUCAUCCACAAUUCAACGGCAAAAAGGUUCAAAAUAAAUAAAAUACAAUCUUUUGUGCAAUAGGUAAUUCAAACAGCCUAUUAUUCACACUUUUUUAUUCAUUGGUUAGGAUCAAUUACAUUCUCGAAACUCAAAACCAGUGUUAUAGUUAAGCACAACAUCAUAGCUCACUUGCUUAUUAAAUUCAUAUCUCUCCUGGCUAAAUUCAUUUCUCAUUUAGCCAGUGCCUCCUUAUGUGUUGUGUAAACACUGCAAAUCAAAACGUUUACCGGUACAUGUUUUGUCACUAUAGCAAAGGACCAUUUAAUACCCAUCAAUCCGGCUGUGUCUUACUUCUUAGGCCUUCAUUGUAUUACUUUUUUUUUGGUCCAAGUUUUGGCAUCAGUGUUCACCCAAUGCAUAACACUGCCAAGUAAAUUGUAACAUAGUUUACACACACAAAUUAACUUCCAAACAUCAGAAUAACAAAACAAUGUAUCCAGCCAACAGUAAUUUUCAGCAAUGCAAACGCAUAGCCUACAAUGCUGUAAAUAAAGCCAUUAAUGCUUCUUUCGGGUAACUAAACAAACUGAUCAUAAGAGAAGUGUGGAAUUCUAAGUUCACCUGACUCUCUAUAUAAUCAAAUUUUCUAAAAAUGACUGGUAUUCAAGACAUUACCUUUAUGUGCUAAUUUUGAAAAUUGAAUACUUUAUUGUGCGCAAGAUGACUUAUAACAGUUGUUCUCAAUGUUUGUUUGCCAAGUACCGCCUCAGAAAAUAUUUGGCUUUCCAAGUACCACUAUAAUAACCAACAUUACCAAAAAAAAGUUGCGUAGUAGGCCUAAACAUACAUUAAAAACAUGGUGGGGGUUAUAUUUAACAAGUAUAUUUAAUAUUUUGGCCACUGUGACAUAACACACAGGUUGAACAGUAACACUGUUUGAAAAUUUCAUUAAGUGAUUAUUUGGCGUGCCACGGUUUGAGAAUCACUGACUUAUACAAUGAAAUGAUGCCGACAUGUUUAGGAGAGAGCUACCAUUACACUGGGAAUCAUCAACCAGUUUAGAUGAAGCGGGUAUUCACUUAGAAAUUGUGCUAAAUCCAGGCUACCUCUACUUGAUCACAUGCAAAUAUGUACUCAAAUCAAUGAGAUGUUUGCAAUGUACUGAAAUUAACAAGAAAUUCAAUUGUGUUGAGACCAAUUGUCAA
Molecule: messenger RNA, 4546 nt
Organism: Nerophis ophidion (straightnose pipefish)
Lineage: Eukaryota; Metazoa; Chordata; Actinopteri; Syngnathiformes; Syngnathidae
Gene: pip4k2ca
Product: phosphatidylinositol-5-phosphate 4-kinase, type II, gamma a
Exons: 10
Coding region: 394-1647 (417 amino acids)
Biological process (GO): phosphatidylinositol metabolic process
Molecular function (GO): phosphatidylinositol kinase activity
Source: RefSeq, a predicted model, not a curated record